AUGCACGAGACGAAUGACUGUCUUGUGGAGAGCGGCUACUUUCGUCGUGUCAUUUCUCAAAGCCCCUUUACACAACACAAGAGAUGGUAUGGUGUUCCAGACCAACUAGUCUUACCUAGGGUGUGCCCCAUCCGUCUGGGUACCAGUGCCAGUUUCGACCGACCGACCAUAGACUUCCAAUACAUGCCACUAGAUAUGGUGGCUGAUGAGAUCAGAAUCAUGUGUAUCAUGCCUGCCCAGGAUGCACAUGCGCCUAUAGUCAUUCAUGUGGCGCAUUGUCCGAUUGACACUGACGAACACUAUCUUGCUCUCUCCUACUGUUGGGGCGUGGAUGAUACUCAGGAGCAAAUUAUAAUGGCAGGACAAAAGAUGACAGUCCGCAGGAACCUCGCUGAAGCUAUUCGUGCCGUAAGAAACCCCAAAGUCAUCGUACCAGUGUGGAUAGAUGCUUUAUCAAUCAACCAAAAAGACUUGACUGAGCGCGCUCGGCAGGUGCCGCGCAUGGGGGAGAUAUAUGACCUUGCCAUCGCAGUCUUCUCAUAUAUCGGAAAUCCCACCGCGGAGAGUGAGUCAGUAUUCUCUUUUAUAAAAGAACUCUUCAAGCACCCAAUCGUCCGCAAAAAUAAGUCCAACGAGUUUCAUUUCCCAUCGGAAGUCGUUCUACGCGGUCAAAGCGACGACAACGAGAAUACCAUUAAGCCUGAUCAAUUUGCAAAGCUAUGUGCUGGCCUAUACAAGCUUUUGACUAGGCAAUACUUCCGGCGGAUAUGGAUGUUGCAGGUAAUUUCUGAAGCUUAA
Messenger RNA from Bipolaris sorokiniana ND90Pr, 798 nucleotides. RefSeq lists its product as uncharacterized. The transcript is spliced from 2 exons. The record is from RefSeq and is a predicted model, not a curated record. Bases 1 to 798 code for a protein of 265 amino acids. NCBI's taxonomy places the organism in Eukaryota, Fungi, Ascomycota, Dothideomycetes, Pleosporales, Pleosporaceae.